CUGAGUAAUUGAAUCAAGUAUUUUCCUCCAGAGACUCGAAGUGCUGCUCAGUUGAGCCUCUGCGCUUCCAAGGAAGCAUCGUCGUAUCCAGGCUCUUACAGGGAACGGAGAAGAUGCUUUCUGGAGUCCGUCAUUUCAGACUAUCAGCAAUUCUAGUGCUGCUGCCAUGUUUAUUAUGUUUCAAUGUGGACGAGAAGAACAGGAUGUCGUUCAGUGGACCAGUGGAGGACAUGUUCGGAUACACCGUCCAACAAUUUGAGAACAGUGAGGGAAAAUGGGUUCUGAUUGGUUCUCCUUUGACCGGACAGCCAGCCAAACGGACUGGAGAUGUCUACAGGUGCCCUGUGGGACAAAACAAAAAAACUGGAUGUGAAAAAUUCCUUUUGUCAGAAAACACAACAAUUCCUAACAUACAUGAAGUAAAGGAAAACAUGACUAUGGGAACGACGCUGGUGGUUAACCCAGAUGGCAAUGGAUUUCUGGCCUGUGGUCCUCAGUAUGGAUACAUGUGUGGAAAGCAGCAGUACAUCACAGGGAUCUGCUCCAAUGUUAGUUCCUCUUUCAAAGUCCUUAACUCCAUCGCUCCAACUGUACGAGAGUGCAAGCAGGAAAUGGACAUUGCCAUAGUGUUGGAUGGCUCCAACAGCAUCUAUCCCUGGGAACAUAUCACUGAAUUCCUUGUCAAAUUUCUCCAGAAGAUUGAAAUUGGACCAGCCCAGGUGGGUAUCGUGUCAUAUGGAGAUGAUGUUGGCCAUGUUUUCAACCUCAGCCAGUUCAGUAACACAAAUGAUCUUGUAAUGGAAGCUGCCAAGAUCCACCAAAGAACCGGCCACAAAACCAUGACGGCUCUCGGCAUUGACACAGCAAGGAAAGAAGCCUUCACAGUGGAGCGAGGGGCGAGACCAGGCGUCAAAAAAGUCAUGGUGAUCAUCACAGAUGGGGAGUCACAUGACCACCACAAUUUGCAAUCUGUCAUUGCUGACUGUGAAAAAAAUGGUAUCGAGAGGUUUGCCAUUGCUGUCCUUGGUGACUAUAAUCGUCAAAAUAAAAGCAUCAGCCAAGUGAAGAAGUUUAUUGAUGAAAUUGAAUACAUUGCUAGUGAUCUAAAAGAGGAUCAUUUCUUCAAUGUGUCAGAUGAAAGAGCACUAGUGAACAUUGUCGACGCCUUAGGAAGCAAGAUCUUUGCCUUAGAGGCCACAUCAGGGACUCACACCUCUUCUUUUGUGAUGGAAAUGUCUCAGGCUGGCUUCAGCGCUCACACAUCGAAAGCAGGUGUGAUGCUGGGAGCAGUGGGUGCUUUUGAUUGGAACGGAACUGUAGUGAUGCAAGUGGACAAAGAGUUUAUUGUACCAAAAAAAAACAGCUUCCAUGAUCCUGAGGUGGAUAGGUACGAAGGCAUGGCAGGAUACGUAGGUUAUGAUGUGCAGUCUGCAUACACAUCCAAAGGAGUGCUGUACAUCACAGGAGCCCCACGGUUUAAUCACAGCGGGCGUGUCACUGUGUACCGCUUUGAUGGAGAAAAUAUCACUAUUACACAGACACUGAAAGGAGAGCAGAUCGGCUCCUAUUUUGGCAGCAUUCUCCAGACACAUGACAUUGACCGUGACAAUUACACUGACAUCCUUCUGGUAGGAGCUCCAAUGUACAUGGGUCCAGAGAGGGAUGAACAAGGUCAAGUCUAUGUCUACAAACUCAAUGAGGAUGGACUCUUUGAACAUGAGAUGACCCUCAAGCCUGAGAAUCAAACAUGCUGUUCUGAUCACUCACGUAGUAGAUGUAAAAAUGUGAAUAAGAACGAGCCAUGUGGUGCACGAUUUGGUACCGCGAUUGCUGCUGUACCUGACCUCAACCUCGAUGGCUUCAAUGACGUAGUGAUCGGAUCACCCUUGGAGAAUGACCAUCGAGGAGCGGUGUAUAUUUACCAUGGUUCUCAGCAAUCAAUAAAGAAGAAAUAUGUACAGCGAAUUGCUGCUGGAGGAGAUGGAGUGAGCAUGAAGUUCUUUGGCCAAUCAAUUCAUGGCAUCAUGGAUUUGAAUAAUGAUGGCAUCAUUGAUGUCACUAUCGGAGGAAUAGGAGGGGCUGCACUUUAUUGGUCUCGAGAUGUUGCAGAGCUUCUUGCAGAGAUGACCUUUGACCCAAGCAAGAUCAAUCUGCAACAGACAUGUCAGGUUCAUGGGAAGACCACAGUGUGUGUGAAGAUCAAUGUGUGUUUCAAGUAUCGGAUCAAGUCUGAGAAAGACACCAACACAGGGACUGUCAUCAGGUACACUUUAAUGCUGGACUCUCUGAGAGUGAUUUCCAGAGGACGUUUUAAUGAGACAGAUGACAGAAGAUUGCAGAAGAACGAGUCUAUCAAUUAUGAGCUUUGCAGAGGACACACCUUCUACACGUCGGAUAAACUGGAUUUCAGAGAUCCCAUUAUGGUCACGUUGGAAUUUGGUUUAGCGGAUGAAGACAAAGGUCCAGUCCUGGAUGGGGAAUUACCGACAUCACUCAACAAGACCAUUGCAUUAGUGGACUGUGGGAUCAAUGACAAGUGUGUUGCUAAUCUACACCUUAAAGCCACUGCAAACAUCUCAAGCCUUUUCAUAAAAAGCAACCAGGAGAAAUUCUAUGUCAGCAUCAACAUCCACAACAGCAGAGACAAUGCUUACAACACCAAGGUUUCACUGACCCACACAGAAAAUAUCAACUAUGUAAAAAUAGAGCCUAAAGAGAAGGACUGUGAAAUUAAUAAUACCAGAAUAGUGUGUGCAGUUGGAUACCCUUUCCUCAAAUCUGAUAAAAUGGAAACGUUCAGUAUCCAAUUUCAGCCCAAUCCUUCUCAUAUUCGUAAGGACAUUGUGAUCAAUGUUACUGCAACCACUGAUAGUGAGGAGCCAGCUUCUGAACUACAAGAUAACUUUGUGAGCAUCGUCAUCCCUGUAAAGCAUGAAGCCAACCUACAUUUCACUGCUAACAAGUAUAUGAAGGAGGACUACAUCAUAUUGAAAGAAAAGGAGAAAAUACAGAGUGUUUUCAAUCACACUAGUUUGAUUGGGGAUGAAGUGAAAAUCAGUUACACGAUUGCGAGAGAUCUAGAAUUGCAGAGUCCACAGUUGAAGCUCACAAUAACAUACCCGCAUCUCACAUCUGCAAAAAACUACCUGCUGUACUUCACAGAUCUCUCGCACACAGGGAACAUCAAAUGUGAAAGCAGUGAAUUGAUGAACCCUUUAAACAUCAGACCUGACAAUCCAUACAAGGUGAAUCCUAAAACAGAGACCUUGAGCACCUAUAUUUUGAGCUGUAAAGAAGAGAGAAACCCCUGCAAGUCAUUUAGCUGCAACAUCCCUCCUGCUGAUUUCAACCAGAUCAACACCACUUUCAGAGUGUGGCGGCCCACUUUUAUCCAAGGAGAGUUUUCCACUAUCUACAUGGCUGUUGAUGCCAAACUGGAGAACAUGAACACUGACCUGUUUGUGUUAAAUGAGAAUGUCAAGACACGAGAGGUCAGGAUUCAAGUCACCAAAGACAUACAAAGUGGAAUCCCACUGUGGAUUAUUAUUCUUAGUAUUCUUAUUGGACUUUUAAUACUGGCACUUGUUAUCUUUGCAUUAUGGAAGGCUGGAUUCUUCAAGAGAAAAUCAAUGGAAGACAUGAAGGAGGAAAUGAAGGAUUCUGAUUGAGUACUGCAGUUCUGUUGUCCCUGUCCCUCGGGUCAACUCAUACUACACAUAGCCAAUGUCAUCGAGAUUACAUUUUAGAACCAGAGUCUCACCAAAGAUCCCACACCCAGCACUUGGGUUGACACCUUGAUUUAUCUUCAUGUGAUCAUGGUAAACUUUAACUGUUGAAUUGAAUGUAAACUCAAUGAACCUCUGAAACACCACAAGAUAUGUGGUGGACAUUUUGCCAAACCGUUGCCCAUCUUUUUCAGCUUUCGAGCUUUAUUCAAACAACAGAACACCCAUCAUCUUGAAAACCACAGACCAUCUUCCACAACCUUCAGCAUUUAUCAUCAGCAAAGCAACGCUCAGGAGCCUAUCCUGGCCUUACAUACCAAAGUAUGCAGUGAUCUACAGCCUUGUAAUCAGAACCUUACACUCUUAUGAGUAACAGGUUUAUAUAUGGAGAGUUAUUCCAAUAGCUUGUUUUAGAAAGCACUGUACAGUUAUGUUUUUGAGUUCAAAGCAUUUUUUUAUUUAGCGUUUUGUCGUGGGCUUUUGAAUAGAGGCACAUUCCUUUUUGUUCAUGAAGUAGAACUUAGGUUUUUAGCACUGAUGUUUUUCACACUUUUUGUCUUCAUCCAAGAAUGAAGAGGAAAAGGUUUGUUUGUACUGUAAAUGUACGUAAAGCUCUAAGUGUAUAUAAAGUUAUGUUUGCAAUAUCACUUUAAGUUACUUCAGGUAUUCCAGAUCGUUACAAUGUUGUUACAAUGUCUGGAAUCAUAAAAUUGGACAGUUGUCUUGUCAAGUUCCUAGCCAUAUGUAAAUAUCAGAAAUACUUGACUCAAAAAAUAUUUUAAAAGGUCAGUAAACACCCAAAAAGUUAAAUUAUGUAAUAAUUUAUUCACCCUCAUAUCGUUCCCAACCUGUACGAUUUUCUGUCUUCCGUGGAACACAAAACCAGAAAAUCUUAAGUAUGUUCAAGCUGCUCAUUUCUUUCACUUUUUUUUUUGGAGAUGAUCAAUAUAUAUUAAUUUCAUUGUAUGGAAUAGAACAGCAGGAGUAUUGCUGGAAAUUUCUCCUUUUGUGUUCCGCAGAAGAAAGUACUGUAAAUUAUACAGGUUUGGAAUGACAUGAGUGUAAGUAACAACACAACUUUCAUUUUUGGGUAAACAAUUCCUUAAAAUAUACACAUAGAUAGGUGUGUAUGAUCCUUAAGGGGAAAUGCAGUGUGAAACAACAGAAACAUAAGACACAGUGUACACAGUGUACACCAAUGCAUCGCUAAACAUACUGUAUUUAUAGUGCAGUUAAUCAUGUACAGUGCAAAACAUUAGACUAAAUUACACAUUUUGCAAAGGGUGCAAUGAAACAUGUAGUAUUCAGUAUGAGUGCCUUAAUUUGUAAUGCACUGGGUCAAUGAAUAGGAAGGAAAACGCUUUCUUUGCAAUUCUCUGUCACACAUUUAUAUGAAGCUGUGUUUUGAAACAUUUCAUUGCAUUUGUAUUAAUGAUGCAUUAAACCAAUGAUUUAAUAUGUUAAACAGAAACAGAAUUUUUUUUUAAACAUACCACCAUCUGUCUGUCAAUUUACCCAGAACAGAAGAAUGGGGAAGUACCUUAUUAGGUCAGUAUGAUGAAAAAUUUCAAAUUUACAUUGUAGAAUUUUGUGCAGCACAAAGCACCUCAAUAGGGUUUUUUAUCCACAUAGUACUCUUUAUUCGCUUCAAGGACCGUUGGAUAUGUAAUUUAUUUUAAAAAUUGGUGUUUUUCCCCAUUCUUUGUGUUCCAUAGAAUUAUUCUUUUCCAUUCAUAUUAGUAAAUGUUUUUAUAUUUGUCACAGCUAUUGUUAACUUUAACAUUCACUGUCAACGUUUUUUAUAACCAUCUACCAAUGUUUGCUUGUUUUUUGGAAUAAUUUGCAGUCAGUUCUUGCCAGCCAUGAGAUUCUAGUAUAUAUAAGAUCGUAAUCAUCAGCAUUCAUGAUUCGAGCACAUACGUUUUUAUUUAAGCUAAUGAAGGAUAAUGUAAGGAUAAUGAAGACUCACUCUCAAAUGUCUUGGGCACCUGUCAGACACUCUGCUGUGAAGUUUCUAUGUAAUGCACUGGUUUGUCAUAUUGUACAUACUCUUUUCAGCACGGAUUUAAAAAGCGUUGCACAUAUUGUCAAGAAAACGUGCGAGAAAAUAAAUGCUUAUUUUGUCAUUUAGACAAUUCAA
Xyrauchen texanus (razorback sucker) is the source of this 5865-nucleotide messenger RNA. RefSeq names its product integrin alpha-1-like. The record is from RefSeq and is a predicted model, not a curated record. Gene Ontology annotation, cellular component: integrin complex; external side of plasma membrane. The transcript is spliced from 30 exons. NCBI's taxonomy places the organism in Eukaryota, Metazoa, Chordata, Actinopteri, Cypriniformes, Catostomidae. Gene Ontology annotation, biological process: cell-cell adhesion; cell-matrix adhesion; integrin-mediated signaling pathway. Gene Ontology annotation, molecular function: integrin binding. The coding region runs from base 114 to 3668 and encodes 1184 amino acids.